AUUUUCAAGGGUGCGAUUCGUACUAUACUUGACUAUAACUCUGCUAACGUUACCAUUACGUAUAUACCUUUAUAGUCUGUCUGAAAUUAUAAAUUGUUAUGAAAUAAAUGUAAUUUCGUUACGGCCGACAAUCAAUUUUGUAGCUGGCGAAUGUAUCAUUCUGAGGAUCAUCCCUUACUUUUUUCGUUAAUGGAGCCAUCUAGAUAUACAUCAUAACACUAACGUUUUCAUCAUGCGUAAACAAACUGCUGACUAACUUUGUUAAAAGAGAAUAAAGAAAUUUUGUGAUUUUUCGAAACUGUCGUGUGUCAAAAUUGUUUCGUUCGCAAUCAUUGUACAGUUGUAUGCGAUAUUUAGAUGAAAGGAGAUGGAUGACUAUAAUACGUAAUUACAAAGUACAUUAGCUACGAUAUAAUAGACGUAAUCCUCCUCAGACUUUUAAACACAGCUUUACGCGUAGUUUGAACAUAACCAAUAUGUCAGACGUUAAAAGUCUCGAGCAUCCAACAUUAAAGGUUCCUUAUGAACUCCUAAAUAAAAAAUUUCGUUCUGCUCAAAAAACCUUAGAUAGGGAAGUCUCUCAUGUACAAGCGGCAGCUAAUGAAUUGUUAAAGGGCGAUGGAGCAGGUGUUCCUGCUGGAGAAAUAAGCAGACUGUUGGGAGGAGUUGUUGCUAGACUGCAGGUUUUAAAGAGAAAAGCAGAGGAAUCUAUAGCGGAAGAAUUGCAAGCAGGAAUGGUGUGUAAAAGACGGUUAGAUCAUUUAAAGGAACAUGCUAACACUGCUCCAAGUGUUGUAAAUCAAUGGCGACGACAGAGACUCGAUAGAAUGUUGGUAGAAUAUUUUCUUCGUAAGGGCUAUUAUAAAACUGCGACUAAGUUGGCAGACAGUAGCGAACUUAGAGAUUUAACAAACAUAGAUGUAUUUAUGGUAUCUAGAGAGGUCGAAAAGUCUUUAGCGAAUCAUGAGACUGCGAGAUGCGUUGGGUGGUGCCAUGACAAUCGAUCUAAAUUAAGGAAAUUAGGAAGUACUAUGGAAUUUAAUUUACGAGUACAGGAAUUCAUAGAAUUAGUGAGAGCAGAUAGAAGACUCGAUGCUGUCAAGCAUGCCCGAAAAUGUUUUGCUAAUUACGAUGAUUAUCAGUUGCAAGAAAUUCAAUGUUGCAUGGGACAGUUGGCAUUUCCAGCUAAUACAUCUCUCAGUCCAUAUAAAGAUUUAUUAGAUGAGAAGAGGUGGGAUAGAUUAAUAGAGCAGUUCAGACAUGAAAAUUAUAGACUAUUCCAAUUAGCAAGUCAAAGUGUCUUUACGGUAGCUCUACAAGCAGGUUUGUCAGCAUUAAAAACACCUCAGUGUUAUAGUGCAAAAAAAGAGGGUAGAAACCCAAAUUGUCCAGUGUGUAAUGAGGCACUUAACGAAUUAGCUGCUCCAUUGCCUUUUGCUCAUUGUUCACAGUCCAGGCUUGUCUGCAGUAUUAGUGACAAACCGUUAAACGAAUAUAACCAACCAAUGAUGAUGCCAAAUGGAUACGUAUAUGGAGAGCAAGCGUUGGAGAAGAUGGCUCAAGAAAACAAUGGUAUUGUGAUUUGUCCAAAAACCAAAGAAGCGUUUCCAUACAAGAAAAUAGAGAAAGUUUACGUUAUGUAAAAUUUACUGACUCGCGACACAACUUGUACUAUGUACAUUUCAUCUUUCUUUUAUCCUAACUCUGAAUAUUUACUGUUUAAUACUGUAUACCAACAUUAACAAAGGGAAUAACAUCUAUUUUUAAGGAACUAUUGUUUUUGUAAAUUUCAUUUGUGUUUACCUACUAGAAUAAAGUAAGAAGCUACGUAAACAGAUUAUAUAUUUGUGUUAUCAAACACGUUCUAGUUUUUCAAUAUGAAAUGGUGUGCAAAUUAUUAUAAUAUAGUUGGAUAUUAAAUAUAAAGUCAGAAUGGUC
Messenger RNA from Hylaeus volcanicus, 1938 nucleotides. It is a transcript of the gene Kaz, whose product is annotated as E3 ubiquitin-protein transferase MAEA. Gene Ontology annotation, biological process: proteasome-mediated ubiquitin-dependent protein catabolic process. The record is from RefSeq and is a predicted model, not a curated record. The transcript is spliced from 5 exons. NCBI's taxonomy places the organism in Eukaryota, Metazoa, Arthropoda, Insecta, Hymenoptera, Colletidae. Gene Ontology annotation, molecular function: protein binding; ubiquitin protein ligase activity. Gene Ontology annotation, cellular component: cytoplasm; GID complex; nucleus. Bases 477 to 1643 code for a protein of 388 amino acids.